AUGGUAGCGAUCCGAGGCAAGAAGACCGCCGCGACGACGAAGCGGAAGGCGCUAGCAGCCAAGAUCAAGGCGUCUGCCGCGAAAGACGCCGACACGACGUGCGUGACGCGACUCGUCUCCCAGCAUACGAUCACGCGGCACCGCGAGAAGGAGUUCCUGGCGCUCGUGCGCUUCGCGUUGCAGAGCAACUUGGCGCUGACUGGCCGCGCCGGUACCUCCGUCCUGGCCACGUGCAACGCGCUGCUGACUUCGCUGUGCGCCAAUGGGAAAGACAGGGCGCUGACGCCGACGCAGAUCCUGGCCAAGCUGCCGCGGAACGAGCGCAAACGCGUGUGUGGCGCCAUCUUUUCGGCCGAUGAGAUCUCGUACAGCUGCCGCAAUUGCCAGCUGGACGCAACGUGCGUCAUGUGCAAGGACUGUUUUGUCUGUAGUGAUCACGCUGGCCACGACGUGUACUUCCAGAGGACGACAGCAGGCAGCUCGUGUGACUGUGGCGAUGUCCAUGCGUGGAAGAAAAGCGGGUUUUGUUCGAGGCACAAAGGAGUCGAUCGGUCGAGCGUGGGAGUGCAGAAACAUAAGCUGCCACGAGCCAUUUGCGUAGCGGCGACUGUUGUGAUUGAUGCGGUUGUGGAACAUAUUUACCAAGUGAUGCUGGGAACCGAGUACGGGUUUGAGCUCGCAGAAGCUCUGGAGCUAUUUACGAGAGACAUUCCACCAAACGUGCUACCAAUUCAGAGUGACAUGGUUGUGGCAGAUGCUGUCGGAAGUAACGCAAGCACUGCACGUAGUGCGAAUCGAUCUACAGUGGCAGCAACACGAUCAAUGCGGUUGUCGGCGCAAUAUACGAAUGAGCCUGGAUCGAGAACCGUCGGACCUGGUGGCAGGCUAGAGGCACAGGCAAACGAAGUGAAGCAUGAGACGAGUAGCUCAAGCGACGAAGUGCUUUUUGGCAUCCGUCUUCAUAAUGACGACAUUCACUCGCUGAAUGAAGUGAUUGAUCACCUAUACGUGGAGUUGGGUCUGUCCAAAUCUCAGGCGCGCAGUGUUGUCAGUCAAGUAGACGACCAAGGCGACGCCACGGUAUCGACGAAAGCGCUGCUGCUGUGUCCAGGAGUUGUUGGAAAUCUAGCGCGUCGCUCACUGAACAUCUCUGUUGCCCCAACUUGGUGGGAAAAGCAGAUGGAAGGAUUGCCUGAUCUUUUGGAGUGGCUGCAAUAUAUUAGCACAACAUCAGAUGGGCUUAGCGAGAUUGUGUCGGAAGCACUUCAAAAGCAGCGAGCUCCUGUCCUCCACGGUUUCGUGCCCGUGUCACGCACUUUGCCUCAGAAAAAGACGUUUCAGGAGUUCGUGAGAGAGCGCCAUAUCCGCCUGCAUGACCACGCUUCGGAUGUUCUGAUUGCCCUCGUCGCUGGAGGUAAGGACGUACACACGUGGGCGUGCGAGCAAGAAACAGCGCAGCGUCAGCGCUUCGAUUUUCGUGCUCAAGGUGGCACAGCCUCCGUAGUGCCUACCGGGCUGCUCGCUGGCGGGAAACAUGUUAGCUGCCGGAACAUGUUUCUCGAAGAGUUCGUCAAGGCCGUGUCGCUGAGUCCAUCGUACCGCAAUCACGAGCGUGUCCGGCAACGAUUUGACGCUGUAGUGGCAACGUAUUUCGCAUCGGAUCGAACAAGUGAUGUUGAUGCUGCUGCAUCAGCUCUGACGCUACUGAUGCGGUACGAUUGUACAUUGCGGAGAAACGCGGUAGAGCGAUUGCACGCGUUGUUACGCGAGCAUCUGGUUGAUAUUCAGUUCCGGGCUAGCAUGCUCGAGGCAUAUCUGCGCUCGUACGCCUCAAUGACCCGUAUGUUCCUCCGUGGCUUGGACAAUUCAAAUGAGUCCAUAUUCGAUUUUGCCGAGCAGUUCUUGACGGUGCCGCAUCUCGUGCAAAAAUACACUGCAUCCUCUGGAAAGCUGGAGCUGGUCCGCGAGUUGCUCUGCGCAUUAAAUACGGUACUUGCAUCUGCUGUCGACGGAACGAAAGGGACGCUGAACGCUGAUCACCCUGCUCUGAGCAGUCAGAAGUAUAAGCACUGUGUCGAGAACAUGGAAUGCGUCUUCAGCAUUUGUACUCUUUCGAGUGACCUAGUGCUUAGCGCGGACAAUUUAGAAAUUUGGCUAUCUUGUUUGAGCAUUCUUCAGGGUGGUGAUCCUCAAGUACGUCGAGGCUUCCACCAAAACCACGUGGAAUACGAGUCAGACAGCUGGUUGUCGAUGUUUAAUCUUGGCAUUCGCAUCCACUCGAUUUUUGCGAUCGCCUGGAACGGUUUUCAUUCGCCGGAGUUUGCACCGUCCGGAGAAAAAGUGACCGCAGUAGUCAGGUCUGUACUCGAAGCUACUAUUUCGUCGUCAAUCCGCGCUAAUGAACAAGUGGCAAAGAAGACGUUGGUUCCAGUGGUGGGGCUUCUGAACGCGGACAAAGUGGGUGCUGAUACACAAGAAGAGCGUAUUGUGACAUACGACUUUAACGUAGCAUCCCAGCCGACCUCGCUUCACAUACCUUUGCACCGUUUCCUGGCAGCUGCAGUGCGGCAUAUCUGCAUCAGUUUACCAGGUUUAGGAGAUUCCAUUCCUUCGGACGGAUUUUUGAGAAUUUUCAGUUUUGAUCGAUUGUCAGGUGACAUGCAAUGGGAGCUCGUGGAGAUGCCACUUCGAUGUCUGGUGAUGGCAUCCCAAAUCCAGUCCAAUCUUUGGCGUCGGAAUGGAGAUGAAAAUAUGCUAGCACAGCUGUACAACUACUCAGCUCUUCCUUAUUGUAUUCACUAUCGUGAUGCCGACACACUAAUGCUGCAGCUCAGUGUUCUCAUGACUGGGCCUGACGCCCUUUUGGCACGAAUGGUAGAUCGAUUCCAACUUGGCAGUUAUCUUGCACUGCCUCGUGCGACCAGUGCCAACCAAGAUAGCUCGGUAGGAUCUGACGAUCUGAUGAAGCAGCUCGGGUUUGCGGAAGAAGAACGAGGAAUGGAUAAACAGCAAAGCCUCCAGAUGCUUGAGGAAUUUCUGCGUCUCGUGAUCACACUUGGUACAAGUCUUCCGAGCGCGACUGGUGCAACGUACGAUAACGAAUAUCUGGCAGAAGAGAUGCUGCAGCAGUUGUGUGCAAAGUCACUCCCGUUUAGCAAGCUCUCUGACCUAGCUGUUCUACCAUCAGGCCAGGAUGAUAUCCCAACAGCGCAACUGGAAGAAGUUCUUGCGACGGUGUCUGAUUUUGUGCCGUCAUCUGGGCUUGAGCCGGGUCGUUACCAAUUGAAAGAGGGUGUGCUGGAGAGCUACAACCCAUACUUUCUUCACUUAAACCGCGAAGCGCACGAGCUAGCUCGGGAUCGUUGGACGAACUACCGCGAUGCAUACCGCCUGAAGUCGAAGCAGGCUGCCCCCGAGAGACCCCCGAAGGAGCCAUUGAAGGCAGCCAAACCUCCGCUUGAUUUCUUACGCCCAGUCCAAGCUGUCCUGACAUGCGAGAGUACCGUGGCGAUUAUCCAUGUGAUUCUUUGGAAGGUGCUUUCCUCAUGUCAUUCUGAGUCAGCAUCUGCAGGUUCGGAGAAAAGUGUCUCCGACGCAAUUGUGUCAACCAGUUUGCACUUGCUGGUCCACGGCGUCCACACGGCGUCAUUUGACUCCGACGAGCGCUUCUGGACUCGACUGAGCGUGACAAAAGCUGCUACCUCUGGACUGUCACUUCUCAACCUGUUGAGCCAAUUGUUCGAGCGGUCGACAGUUUUACUUGAUAGCGAACAGAUCGGUACGGUCGAGUGGCUGAUUUGGAAAAUCUCAGUCGAAUCACCUGUUUGCAGAAAAGCAUUCGAGCAGUGUGCUCGCGAUACAGGAGUAAAGCAAAAGAAGACUGACGUGUCGCUUUUGCUUCUGAGUGGUUCUGUAAAUGGUGGCUCAUCUUCAUCGAUGACGCUGGAACAACGAAAAAUAGAGGCAAGGAGAAGAGCAAUGGCUACCAUGGCAAAGCGCCAAGCCGAUUUCCAAGCGAUGGUGGAUGUUGCGGAUAAAAAAAGGGAAGUGGAGAUGGAUCAGCUGGAGAAAGGCGCGUCGACGUAUGAAACCCGUUCGUCGCUGGGUAAACGUAAGGCUUCGACUGCUGACCAAGUGGAGGAAGUUACCUCGGCGAGCCGGAAACUGGACAAUGAGCGGAGCUACAAGUGCAUUCUUUGCCACGACACCUCGGCUCAAGGCCAAAUGGGAAUAGCAGCCUACGUUCAUCAGUCUACCGUCUUGGCUCCUGGGUUUAGACCAGAGCCAAGCGAGGCGCUGGGCUUGGAGGGUAAAAAGACGCGUCUUCGUGUAAAAAGCAUGAUCGAGGAGAUGGGUCUGUGUUCAGGUGGCAGCACGCCCUCAUCCGAUAUUGCAAAUUUGUCACCCACCUUGCGUGCUUUCGCAAACACGUUUCCUGAAUGGUACAUGGACGGCAUGUUGGAUGACCAGCUUACUCGCGACAACACAGCACAUAACAGUCCUCGCCCGCCAACGACUCGCCGCUUGCGCAAUGAUCGCAUUCGCUUCGAAAAUGGAAACAUCCCGGUACUCGAAGGUGAGCUCAUAGAGGCGGAAGAAGAUCUAGAAGUCCUUGAAGGCACUUUGGAUCUUCGCGAGGACCAACGUCUUUUUCCUGUGGACACGCACGGUGCUGUAAGUAUGGAUCUUCGUGGCGACCUGGUUGAGUCGCGUGGAUUGAGAGACCGUGACGUAGCUGGACCUCGAGGUGGCAAUGCACGUGACCAAGGGGGAAUGACGGAUGACAACGACGAAGCAAGUCCUUCUCAAUUUCGUCCAGAGCAAAUGCCGCCCGGGUUCGGUCGGCCUCACCAACACGCCAAGCUAUAUGUCACUCCGUGUGGAUUACACAUCCGUACAUGCCAACACGCGGUGCAUAUUCAAUGCCUUGAACGCUACAUUACUUCGUUGCAUGACAAAGCUAUGCGUGGUGAAGAAUUUGACGGCGUUCAAGCGAUUGACCCGGAUUCAGCAAUGACGCAGUUUUUGUGUCCUUUGUGCAAAACGCUGAGUAAUUUCUUAGUCCCCGCAUCAGUGCCUCAUCUUUCCAUCGAAAACGGGGAUACGUGUGAACACAAAGGUGCAGUAGGGGCGCCAAUACGCGAUGAAGAAGAAAAAGCUGCUGCUUGGGACGGUAUAGUGGUGGAACAAUUAUCGAUGCCGGGAUGGUACCGCUCAGUGCUUGGCCGCGACGGUAAGUAUGAACAUAAUGACACCGACUCUGAACACGACUCAUGGCGGGAUUAUUACGAGGAAACGCUGUGGGAACCUCAUGGCAGUUUGGAAAAGGGCGCGCCGUUCUUGUGGUCUGCGUGUGCAUUCACCGUGGCCUCGUUUUUGAUUGUCGCGGACGAUGAGCACCGUGCAGACUCAAACUGCAGCUCCGUGUUUGACCCACUCAUCGAUCGCUGUCCUCCAUCGAUGGAGAAAGAGUUUGAGUCACUAAUAGCAGUCACGAAGUUCUGUAGAUGGACGUUCUCACUUUUAGAGCAUGGCGCUGACGCGAAGGUGAUUUGGGAAACCGCGAAACGCUGCUGCCCGAUCAAUACCGAGACAAAUCGCGAUUACCGCAAGUAUACUAAGGUCCUCGGCUCAAUCGAUGCCUGUAUACGCGGAACCAUUCUGGGUCUGCUAGUAGCAGACACUUUCACGGCUUUCGUUGUGGCCAGUGUGAUCGCAGAUGGACUCGAGACUAUUUGGCGGUCUAUUCCGGUAUUUAGCGCUGCCGAUCUGUUGCAGCGUCUGCAUGCCGAAUUUUUCCAGCCUGAUAAGCUUGAGGCGCUAUCGCUGUUUCCAGGCGAAUCCUCUGCCGACGCAAUGAGCGAAACUACGGAGCCAGAGCACCAAGAAGCUACAGCUGCGACUAGCGACUCCGUUUCGGCUCCGCGUCGCACUCGAAGUGGUCGUACUAUCGGCUAUGCCGCGAAUACGCGAUCUACUCAGGCCCCCACAAAGACCGCGCAACAGUUGAUGCAAGCAAUGGAAGCUUUGGGCGAGGGCGACUCUGAGGCAUACGCUGUGCUGCAGCUUUUGCAGCGAAUGGCAAGGGUGUAUUCUUCCGAGCAGUUGAAGCCACUCACAACAACAGGCGAUGUAAACGCGCGGCUGAAGCAAAUCGUGGACGCAAACAAUGCUUUCGUGCGCCGUAUGAAGCUAUUCUGGUGCUGUCUGGCGAACGAAGGUACCGGCGCACCCAAGAGCACUAGGACGAUACAGAUUCCAACAUUGGUCGACGUGGCCCGCAGUUCCGAUGCCACAUUUGACCAGAUUUGGCGAUGGUGUAUGGACCGUAUGCUCAGCAAGACCUACUUGGGAACUUUGAGAGCCGGCGACAAGUGUGAACACACUGAAGGCUGCAGCGAAGCCUAUGUUGCCAGCAUGUUUAUUCUGCGUGACGUGCCGACGCGACCACGAUUAAUCGAGUUGCCUGUCCAGUUCGACGAGCUUUACAGCGAGAUGGCAGGCCGUAAAUGCACACGGUGCGAAAAAGCGCCCUGCGACCCGGGUUUGUGCUUGAUAUGCGGCGAGUACCUGUGCUGCGGAGACUCGUGUUGCACUCGCACAUUCAUGCCGCAUGGGCCACCGGUUGGCGAGUGCACGCGCCACGCUGCAGAAUGUGGAGGUGGUGUCGGCAUUGUGCUUCUGCUCGAACAGUGCCGCAUCGCGGUUAUUGGAGGCAGUAUGGCAGCGUACUUCCCAUGUCCAUAUGUUGACUCCCAUGGAGAAGAAGAUGUUGGUCUUCAGCGAGGGAGACCGCUCCGGCUAGAUAUGGCCCGCUACCGGUAUCUAGAGUCACUGUGGCUCAAGCACCGUAUUUUCACGGAGGUCUCGCGCCAGCGUAACCAGCGAGACCCACAGUACACGAUCAACCUGUCGUACUUAUAG
This is a messenger RNA of Hyaloperonospora brassicae, 6924 nucleotides long. Lineage: Eukaryota; Oomycota; Peronosporomycetes; Peronosporales; Peronosporaceae. The record is from the annotation of a GenBank genome assembly.